AGUGACAGCUGUCAUGGGCGUGUUGAGCGCGGCCGCCCUGGUGGUGCUGCGGGGCGCCGACCGCAUGGCCAAGUGGACGAGCAAGCGGGGCCCGCGCACGCACUACAAGGGCCGUGGGGCCAAGAGCACGGGCGUGCGCGGCCGCGGCGGCGUCUUCGUGCCCGUGCCGGCCAUGGUGCCCGAGCUGCUGGUGCCCGACCUGGCCGGCUUCAAGCUCCGGCCCUACGUCAACUACCGCGCCCCGGCCGGCCACGACGAGCCCCUGACGGCAGAGCGGCUGUUCCGCGACGUGGCGGCGCCCGCCCUCGAGAGGGACUUUCGCGACGGCACCCUCGACCUGCGGCGCCUGGACAAGUACGGCUUCGAGCCCAGCCAGGACGGCAAGCUCUUCCAGCUCUACCCCAAGAACUUUGCGCGCUGAGCCGCCCGCACCCCACCCGCCAGCCAGCCUCCCCGCAAUAAACGUGCUUUCACGGGCCAGACACCCACCCGCCACCCGGGCCUUCAGGUCACUGCUGCCCACCCAGUGUGCGGAGGUGGUGGGGCGGAUGGCCCGGGCACUUGGAUACAACUUCUCGUUUGUUUUUUGGGGGGUGCACUGC
Suncus etruscus (white-toothed pygmy shrew) is the source of this 602-nucleotide messenger RNA. It is a transcript of the gene MRPL41, whose product is annotated as mitochondrial ribosomal protein L41. Gene Ontology annotation, biological process: translation. The transcript has a single exon. Lineage: Eukaryota; Metazoa; Chordata; Mammalia; Eulipotyphla; Soricidae. Gene Ontology annotation, molecular function: structural constituent of ribosome. The record is from RefSeq and is a predicted model, not a curated record. The coding region runs from base 14 to 421 and encodes 135 amino acids. Gene Ontology annotation, cellular component: mitochondrial large ribosomal subunit.